CUCCUUCAUCCCCACACCUCCCUUUCGUUGCCCUCUGUUGAAUUAAGCAGACCCUUAAGACUCCGUCUAACUCUGAUUUCAUUUCAAGCAAAUUAAUUUAUGGCGAAACCAUCUGAAACCAAAGAGUUACACUCACAAGACUCGUCAACUUCAUCGCAAGAUCACCACAACUGGAUCACCGAGCAAAAUACUCUCAAAGAUAAACUCAUCACAGAGGAUUGUUUCACAUGGAAAUUAUCACAAGAAUCCGAAGAAAGAUUGAGAUACGUUGGUGGCGUUGAUAUAAGCUUCUCAAAGAAUGAUUCAUCAAUGGCUUGUGCCACCCUUGUUGUAUUGGACUUCAACACUCUCCAAAUUGUGUAUCAAGAUUUCUCUUUCGUCACUCUUCGUGUCCCUUAUGUGCCUGGCUUCCUUGCCUUUCGAGAGGCUCCAGUUCUUCUAGAUCUUCUGGAGAAAAUGAAAAGGACUAAUAAUCCUUUCUACCCUCAGUUGUUAAUGGUUGAUGGAAAUGGAAUACUUCAUCCCCAAGGUUUUGGCCUUGCCUCUCAUAUUGGAGUUACAGCCAAUCUUCCAACGAUUGGGAUUGGAAAGAAUUUGCAUCAUGUGGAUGGUCUCGAUAAAUCUAGAGUGAUGAAACUUCUUGAAGCCAAAGAAAACUCUUCAAAAGAUUUUAUUACUUUGGUGGGUAGCUCCGGGCGUACAUGGGGAGUGGCCAUGAGAUCUAAACAGAGAUCCUUAAAGCCAAUAUUUGUAUCAAUCGGUCAUAGAAUAUCACUCCAGACUGCCAUUACGAUCAUUCAGAUGACUUGCAAGUAUCGUAUCCCAGAGCCAAUUAGACAGGCUGAUAUAAGUUCCAGAGACUACAUUCGGAAGAUUGAAAUGAGUGCCGUCGGUCUGAACUAAUUUCACUGAUAUGCAAAAUUGUUUUAAUCAAUUCUUGAACACCUAAAAGGAUGCUAGCACUUACUGUAUACUACCAUGGAUUAAGGUAGACAUUUUACGGAGUAAAUUGUAGCAACAAACAUAGAUUUCAAGUGCAGAAAUGUAUGUAAAUAAACUCAAGAUUAUGAAUAUGCUUUUCAUUUCAUAUAUUUUGAAGUCAAUGAAUGUACUAUAUUACUUGACACAAUUUAAAUCCCAAACUUGUAUUGGAACAGCCUUUUCAUCAGA
Cicer arietinum (chickpea) is the source of this 1170-nucleotide messenger RNA. RefSeq lists its product as uncharacterized. Gene Ontology annotation, biological process: DNA repair. Gene Ontology annotation, molecular function: RNA endonuclease activity producing 5'-phosphomonoesters, hydrolytic mechanism; single-stranded RNA binding. Gene Ontology annotation, cellular component: cytoplasm; nucleolus. NCBI's taxonomy places the organism in Eukaryota, Viridiplantae, Streptophyta, Magnoliopsida, Fabales, Fabaceae. The record is from RefSeq and is a predicted model, not a curated record.